AUGUCUGAAAAACUACGAUCACCAUCACAACCGAUUAAUUUUAAUCGACAGUCAAAUAAUAAUGGAUUUGAGUUACCUUAUUCACAAUGUGAAUCAGGCGUAUUUAAUUUUUAUCGAAUUCAUCAAGGUCGAAAAAGAAUCGUGUUUAAUGAUGAAUUAGAUGCUUCAACACUUUCUGCACUAACACCAAUGGUUGAUAAAAGUUCUUCAUCGACACCAUGGUCACCAUUUAUUGAUUGUAUAAUAAACUCUAAAAAUAAUAAUGCACCAGAUAUCAUAAAUAGUAUAUCAAAAAAUAUGAAAAAUAUGUUAAACACAUCAAUCACAACUUCAUCGUUACCCAUAUCAACAUCGUCUGCAUCUCUCGUUUCAAAUUCCCUAAUAGCAAACAAAACAUCAACAAGUUCAAUCACACCGAAAUCCAUACAUACCGCAUCAUCAUCAGGCACUCUCACAGAUCUUGUAAGAAAUGUAAUAAAUAAAGAUACAUUUUCUAUGAUACUCGAUCGUCAGACUAGACUAUAUUCAAGAAGUUUAACACAAAAAGAAUUAAAUCAUUUGGUUCCUCAAUCAAUGUGA
Molecule: messenger RNA, 579 nt
Organism: Didymodactylos carnosus
Lineage: Eukaryota; Metazoa; Rotifera; Eurotatoria; Philodinida; Philodinidae
Source: the annotation of a GenBank genome assembly